Molecule: messenger RNA, 1425 nt
Organism: Darwinula stevensoni
Lineage: Eukaryota; Metazoa; Arthropoda; Ostracoda; Podocopida; Darwinulidae
Source: the annotation of a GenBank genome assembly
CAAUCAGAAAAGGAAUCAGAUAAAACCAAAGAUUUGGGAGAAGAAUUGGCAGAUGUUAUUUUUGUAGCACUUUGUUUAGCAAACCAGACUGGAGUGGAUUUAGAAACAGCUUUUUACAAUAAGAUUAAAGUAAAAACAGAAAGAGAUAAAGAUAGGCACCAGAACAAUCAAAAAUUACAAUUCCAUCCAUCACAAAACAUAGAAGAAAAUCAUUUAAAUUUAUCUGGAUCCAAGAGUGAAAGUAAUCGUUUAUUAGUUUUAAAUGCCUUAUUAAAGGGCGAUAUAGAGAUUUGUAAUUUAUCUAAUUCUCAAGACACACAGUUAAUAGACAAAGCAUUAUCUUCAACAGAAGAAGUUGUUGAUAUAUACCAUGCAGGCACUGCUAUGCGAUUUUUAACUGCAUACUUUUCACUUCAAGAAGGGCGCAAGACUUUUCUCACGGGAUCUGCUAGAAUGAAGGAGCGUCCCAUUCAAAUUUUGGUUGAUGCUCUUAGGGAUUUAGGUGCCGAUAUUACAUACGCAGAACAAGAGGGUUUUCCACCAUUGCACAUAAAAGGGAAAAAGAUAAUUAAAAAUGAAGUAACUCUUUCAGCUUCAAUUAGCAGUCAGUAUAUAUCAGCAUUAUUGUUAAUUGGAGGGUUUUUAGAGAAUGGGAUUACCAUUCAUUUAGAAGGAACAAUCACCUCUUUACCUUAUUUGAAUAUGACAAUUCAGAUGCUUAAUAGAGUUAGGAUUAAAGCAAUGUGGUUAAAAGAACAAAGCAUAAAAGUAUUUCCAUAUAAAAAAGAGACUAAGAUGGUAACCAAUGUGGAAUCGGACUGGAGCUCGGCCUCUUAUUUGUAUAGUAUAAUUGCCCUUUCAAAAACAGGAAGUUUGUUUAUGGACACCUAUUUUAAAGAUAGUUUACAAGGAGAUAAAGCUUUGGUUGAAAUUUAUAGAGAUUAUUUUAACGUAGAUACAGAAUUUAUUUUAGAAAAUAAUUCUAAACCACAGAUAAGAUUAACAAAGGGCAAUAAGUUGUUGCCUUCAAAAAUAGAACUAGAUUUAAACAAUUGUCCAGAUAUUGCUCAAACCAUUUUAGUAACGGCUGUGGGGUUAAAAAUUCCUUUUAAACUAACAGGGUUGAGCACUUUAAAAAUAAAAGAAACAGACCGUUUAGUUGCUAUGCAAAAUGAAUUAGCAAAAUGUAAUGUUCAGACAGAAAUUACAGAAGACUCUAUAAGUCUGGUUUCUUACGAAAAAAAUCUUCCGCAAACAGUUAAAAUAAGCACAUAUAAUGAUCACAGAAUGGCAAUGUCUUUUGUUCCACUUGCAUUAAAGGGAACAAACUUGAUUAUUGAAAAUCCAAAUGUGGUGGAAAAAUCGUAUACCAAUUUUUGGAAGGAUAUGAAAAAAUUGGGAUUUGAAAUAACAAAAAUAGAGGCU